UAACUCCCAUGCAAAAUGCACAACAAUCGUGGAGUUUUGAAAACAGAAGCUGUAAACCCAGUUAUUAGCUGUUUGUGAUCUGAAGUGGACUGUUAUUGCUGCACUCAGAUUUUUUGACCACAUUUUACUUUUGAUUGAAUUUAAAAUUAGAAUUUAGAACAGUGUCAAAAUGGCUAUCGGAGCAGGGAUGUCGUGUGUUAAAUACCUACUAUUUUCUUUCAAUCUGUUAUUCGCGAUCACGGGCCUGAUAAUCCUCAUAGUAGGAGCGAAGUCAGAGAUCAACGCCUAUCCCUAUGUCAACUUGACUGACGAGAGCUUCUACACAUCAGCUCCGGUUAUUCUGAUCAUCGUUGGCUUGAUCGUCUUCAUCGUUGCAUUCUUCGGCUGCUGUGGUGCUGUUAAGGAGAACCAUUGUAUGAUAGUUACGUUCUCCGUGUUCCUGCUAAUGAUCUUCAUAGCUGAACUGGCGGUUGGCAUUGCUGGAUACGUGAAGCAUCAGGAUCUAGAAACUUCCAUCGUGCGGUCUCUCAACGAGUCUUUGAAGCACUAUUCUACAGAUACCGAUAUACAGAAGAACUAUGACAUCAUUCAAACUGACCUCCAAUGUUGCGGUAUCUACGGCCCCGGGGACUGGGCGAACAACAGCCUGCCGAUCCCGAGUAGCUGCUGUGCGGCUCGAGAGAUCGCAGACAACAAGCCAGCUGAAUGCACACCAGCAUCUCCUGACUUCCAUAACGCGGGAUGCUUGGAUAACAUACUGAUACACUUGAAGGAAGUCGCUUUGGUACUGGGAAGUGUUGGCAUGGGAAUCGCCUUCGUACAAUUGCUCGGUGUCAUCUUCGCAUGCAGCCUCGCUCGCUCGAUCCGCAGCCAGUACGAGACUGUUUAAACCAACUAGCGUUACGUUUGAUCACAAUUAUACGUGCGUCUAUUCAUUGUGAUAAGGAAAACUCCCAUUCUGCAUAGAGAUAAUUGUUAUUUUGUUUAAUUUUUAUAUAUUUUUUGUAAUAUAAUUCAAGUGAAUCUUUUUUCCAUAAAAGAUCUCAAACUCGAAUGUUCUUUUUUUAUGAUUUAUUAAUGUACAAGGAGCAGGGUAACAACCGUGUGACGUUUUGGCGUGAAAUGCACAAUGCACUGAUUGGAUCUAUUUUCAGCUUAGUGUGCUCAGUGUUAAGACUGAUUUUCGAAUAGAAAUGGUGACGAUUGCCAAAUCUUUCUAUCUGUCCCCCUAUUUUUUAAGUUUACGCCGUGGACUAUAGUACAAAACUUCAAAACACAUUUUUUUAUAUAUUAGUAUCUAGUACUUUCCGAUUCUCAGACAUUCCACGGUGUAAAUAUAUAAUUAAUGGAUGUUAUAUAAUCUUUGUCGAACUUAGAGAUAUAUUUAAUAUUACAUUUCGUAUUUGAUGUAGAUAAGGUUGCUAUUUUCUCCAUAAUUUUUCAUUACUACAAUACAUAUGACUGUUCAAAUUCAUUAAAAUUAAAACUUAGUACUGACAGUUUAAAAAAGACAAAAUGGCAGCCUUUUUUAGAUGUGGUGCACUUUUUAGAAAUUGUUUUGUGUAGAUGCAAUGUGCGGUAGAUGUACCAGUUGAGAUUAACUUGCAUCAUAUGAAACAAUGUAUUGGUGUUUAAAUCUUUUCUGUACCUAUAUUUAUAAUAAACUUCAUACGAUAUA
Messenger RNA from Colias croceus (clouded yellow), 1678 nucleotides. Its product is annotated as CD63 antigen-like. The record is from RefSeq and is a predicted model, not a curated record. The transcript has 6 exons. Bases 170 to 889 code for a protein of 239 amino acids. Lineage: Eukaryota; Metazoa; Arthropoda; Insecta; Lepidoptera; Pieridae. Gene Ontology annotation, cellular component: membrane.